AAAUUUUUUGUGAAAACUAAUCGUUUCUUGUCUGACGUUGUUAGUGGUGAUUACAGAAAAUUUCUGCUUCUGAUGAUCUGUUGAGAUUAGUUUCUAAACAAGCAUCACUACUUAUGUUGAAUCAAUACUUUUGUGAUUCUAUUUAUCUUGCUAUUAUCAACUAGACUUUUAAGAGUUUUUCUACCUUCUUAAGUACGGACGAUUUACCUAAAAAAAACUGUCGUUCUGGUUAAGAAGUUGUGAUUGUGAGGCAAGGCAAAGUGGGAAUUACUUAUAAUGAAUGCUCUUGCGAAGAAAGAUGAUAAUCGACUAUUCUAUUAUAUACAAAGAUGAAGUAUGCGUGCUUUUAGAUUUGCCAGCUUCUAUCCAAUUUGAACCCUCUCUCGAGUUUAUAGCUAGUAAGCCUGCUAUGAAACCUUACCCGUUGCCUGAAAAGGAAAGCGUUGGGCCAUCAGAAGAAACAGACCCGUUAGUAUUACGGUCGUUGAAUGCUCUUUUACGGAUUCGUAGUUGGAUCCAGAUCCAGAAAUCGCCAGGCAAAGCCGCUGAAACUGAAUUGAUCACUAAGCGCCGCAAGUUAGAUCACUGCAAAUGUUCAGCUAUAGUGCGCAUUCAGGAAGCUUCUCCUUACAGAGUGAAUCACUUAACGAUGGAGCAUCGGCAUGAAGAAGAGCUUACUGAGCAAUAUCUUUCUAUGCUUCAUAUAAUGAAGCAGAUUCCUCCUGUAUCCUCUAUCGUAACACUUGAAAAUUCCGGUGUAUAUGAGUAUGGUCUUGAAGAUCUAUAUCAGCGAUUUUUAUGCAAUCGAAGUAGUCAUACCGUUCAAUUGAAUUUACAGGGUGUUAAGACUUUUGUGAGCGAGGCGGAUAGAGUCCCUGCAUGGUCAACUUAUUACGUUCCUCCUGGGGCUUCCUUUAUAAUGGGGGAUGUAGAAAAAACUUCCAAUGUGCUACUAGAAGCAUUGGAAGGGAAAAAAUUGGAUACGGUUGUUCUUGAUCCUCCCUGGCCAAAUCGGUCAGUUGCUAGAAAAAACUCAUAUCCGGUAAACAGACACUUGGGAUACUUGAGACAUCUUCCUAUCAAACAGUUACUCAAGAAAGAUGGUAUCGUAGCCAUUUGGUGCACAAACAAGAAAAAAAUUAUAGAAUUUAUAAAAAACGAUUUGUUUCCUUCUUGGAAUUUGUGCUAUAUUACAACAUGGGUUUGGCUAAAAAUUACUAUGCAGGGCGAUCCUUUGUUUAAUAUUCAUUCGAAAAUGCGUAAGCCAUGGGAACAAUUAAUAAUAGGAGCCACGCCAAGCUAUUUAAAGAUGCAUCGUGAAAGGAUUCAAGACAACUACACCCUUGUUAGCGUCCCUGAUUAUCAUUCUAGAAAGCCUUCUUUACAUCCGUUCCUGAAGCAGUGGUUAAAUUGUGACCCCAUAGGCUUAGAAAUCUUCGGUAGAUGCCUUUCGAAAAAUUGGAUAACGUGGGGUCAGCAGCCUUUAUACUUCAUGAAUACAGCGUAUUGGAAAUGCAAUGAUGGGGGUUGUGAACCACAGCAAUUUUAAGUACGAAUUACGACCACUGAAACGUUAUGAAAUUACUUCUCUUGAUAUGAUUCUUUUCUUUAUUAAUUUUAUUAGAAAACUAUGCCUGCUUUAUUUCAGGCUUCCCCAAUUUAGAAAUGACAAUUUAUUCUGUAUAAACAUGUAUAUGUUUUUAUAGUAUUGU
Messenger RNA from Schizosaccharomyces cryophilus OY26, 1712 nucleotides. Its product is annotated as mRNA (N6-adenosine)-methyltransferase. NCBI's taxonomy places the organism in Eukaryota, Fungi, Ascomycota, Schizosaccharomycetes, Schizosaccharomycetales, Schizosaccharomycetaceae. Bases 281 to 1549 code for a protein of 422 amino acids. The transcript has a single exon. The record is from RefSeq and is a predicted model, not a curated record. Gene Ontology annotation, molecular function: methyltransferase activity; nucleic acid binding. Gene Ontology annotation, cellular component: RNA N6-methyladenosine methyltransferase complex; nucleus.